AUGGAUCUGCUCUCGCUGGUGGCAGAGCAUUGCGCAGUUUUUGGCUAUGCCUUCGCCUUCCAAGACGCCGAGGUCUUGAGCCAAGGGAGCGACCAAACGGUAACGAAGGCGCUCGAGGCAUGGCAUAGCAUAACCACCUCGAUUAACCGCUGCGUAAAUUUGCCGGCUGUUUACCAAGACCUGCGGGUGAAGUUCAGUAAGCAGGACUACUGACGAGGCGUCAGGGCAGCGGCCAAACCCAGACCAAACGAGAACACGGACGGAUAUAAACAGGCAUCGGAGACAGACGAAAACAGGAAGCAGCCGGCGGCGAACACAAACCCAGGAGACCACCUACAGGGUCUGAACGCAGACAGACGUGAGCACUCGAAGAAAAGGAACGACAGUGAGAGGGGCCCCAAGCCCGACGUCAACACUGGCGUGGCAACCACCGUGGACACGGUUACGGGCGAGUGUGGACGGGGCAGGAAGGCGAGAUACGUGGGAGACGGACAAAGGACAAUGCAGACAAGAGCAAUGACCGUGGUCACCCUGACGCCGUCUCCCUCCCCACACCCGACAGAUGAUGAGGAGGGGCGGAUGCCACCAUGACAACAAUCGCCACCCGCUGGAAGUCAGUGACACGCCGGCACGAAGAAACCCUUAAAUACUGUGACGUGUCGUAAGCAACCCACUUCCGAUGAUGGAAGCUUGUCUGCUUUCGAAACGUCAAGCCAGUGAAACCAUGGUUCCUACGAUCGCCUUACCUUCUCGUACAGCGAAAGACCGACGGAACCCUACAUACAUCGGUUUACCGCAAAGACACUUAUUCGGAAAUCAUUCUACCUUACGAAAGCAAUCAGCCAAUCUCUCACAAACGGGGUGCUGUCAACAGUGUGCUUAAUCGAGCAAAAACACACUGUUCUGAUUAAGAAGGCUAUCGAGAUGAACUAAAUUUCUUGUGUGAAUUGUUUUCCCGGAAUCGAUACUCUAGAGAUUUUGUACGCCCAUGCAUGAGGCAGAAAGAGUCGAAGAGGAAGGAACCGGGUAAUCCAAAUCAGACGUGCGAAACAAAAACUUGGCGAACACUUCCUUACAUUAAAAAUGUGACCGAACUCGUUGAAAGACACUCAAGGAAGCACCAAAGUCAGGUGGCGCACCGACCGAUGAGUAAUUUGCGCACUCAGUACGUGCACCCUUAGGAUAGGGUUAACUAUCUGGACAAAAAGAAGUCGUUUACAAGAUCCCUCGUGAUGCAUGUACUGCCGUCUAUUACGGCCAGACUGGAAAAUGCGUCUCUACACGCAUUCACGCACAUCAGUUGGUAGUGAAGAGGCGAGACCUCCUGUCUCAGGUAGCCGUGCACACCCUGGACACCGGACACACUUUCGCUUAGUAAAAAACUCGUAUUGUUACUGUGUGCCCCUCCAAGAAGGGCCGGGAGUUCCUCGAGGCCAUGCACUCAGACGAACCAUGCAUCGACCGGCACAUCGAGUUGGAUGCCGCGUACAGAAAUCUCAAGGAGAAAUGGAAGAAGCGAAGGCCAAUCACAACGAACUGACACACACAACAGCCGCUUACUGGCACGAAUGCCAAUCGAUUAUGGAUUUUUUAAGUGCACUUCAGAUGUUAAAUGUGCUGGCGCAUUUGUUCUCCGUCUGUGUCUGACGACGACCCGGGGAACUGGUGCCGAAAAUGUGCACAAUAAAUUUCCUUCCCACAAAGCACAUACUUAACUCCGACUUAUAUUUCUUGGGAUGCCUACCUUUCAACAUACGCGCCCCUCUGCCACAGACUGGACUAAUUUGACAAUCGGGCGAGAACGCAUUUACGGCGCCACCGGAACAGGCACCGAAGUCCCUUGAGCAAGGGCGUGUCUGCGUCGGCCUUGAAGUUGAUUGACCGGUUUGGAUAUCUGUGGUUGGCCGGGAGCGAGGCUGCCACUAGGACGCGGUCGAGGCAGGGUCAUUGCGCAAUCAGUUAUGACAUGUGUAUAAGGGAAAGACAAUUGUCUCUGCCACUUCUCCAUGUUAGAUGAGGCCAAGCAACGUGAAGGAGGAAGCAAACUUAUGGCAGUCCGCGCCUCCUUGAUCCUCGCCGCUUUGCCAUGCGGUCCUUCCGUCUGCUUCACUCCCCCUGUCGAUUCGGCGCCGGGGCCGUGUGAAGCUUGUCACUAGCUUCGCGAGUGCUCGAGGUCAAUCAACGCUGUCCUCGUCUUUUUGACAGGCGGACACUGAGACAGAGCGAAAGGCGCACACACGCGCUGGGGUCCAACCACCUCAACGGCAGACAGAGACCCAGCUUGCCUGGGGAGAUCACUUGCGGUAAAUGCUUGCAGAGCCUUGUAGACGCACUCCCUCAGCAGUAAAGGUUGUCCAAUCAAUCCUUCUUCCCUGACUUCUGAUUUAGGAACCUUUGACUUGUUGACCAUUGCACCAUUUCGACAGUCGGUGACCCAUUGCGAACAGCGAUCUUCUUCCUUACCAAACUACGAUAUAGUCAAGCGUUGACAAUGGACAAUUUUCUACUGGAAGUGCAGCGUGUUUUGGCAUUUGCUUCUGGCAUUCUUUCGACCGUACAAAUUACCCAGCUGGCUGAACGGCUUAUGGAGAUGCGCGGGUUUUCCAAGCCAUCACCUUCUGCUCUCUCGACUUCCUCAAUUGCCUCUUUGUCUCCCAUCUUAGACCUGAAGUCUGAGCUUGCGAGGCUUGUCCAAGAUAUCGCUUCUAUUCAAAACAGGCGGUUUCCUCAUCAUCCCGGAGCCCGCUGAGGGCAUCUACCCGGCGAGUCCAACCUACACAACCAGCUCUUCUCAACACAGCCACCGCCUGCUGGUAUCCCACCACCCUUGUUGUUAAGGCACGUCGCUGCAUCUCUCCCUGUUCAUUCAUCUCCCAUCACAGCAAACGGGUCAGUCCGAAGGUCAGUGUGUCCAAUCUUCUUGGAAAAUCUAGCCUUGUUUGUACCUUAUACAUCUGUGACAAUCGGAACAGCAGGCGUUUCUUGGUCGACACUGGUGCACAGUUGAAUGUCUUCCCUCUCAUAGCCGCCGACUGUCAGUGCCCCAAUCCCGGCUUCUUCCUCCAGACAGUCAACCCUUCGCCGAUUACCACCUUCGAAUCCUGCCCUCCCUCCGUGGGCAUCGGCCUACAUCGUCCUUUCCAUAGGGUCUUCGUCGUUGCUGACAUCCCGAUUGUCAUUUCCGGUGCAGACUUUCUCACCGUUUUCGAUCUCCUGGUCGACUGCCGUCAGUCCCGUCUACACGAUAAGACCACCAACUGCAUUGUCCGAGGUGUCUCUUCUUCUGACGCUUCCCGUCAUCUCGCCGUCCUGGACCCUGAGCCCGUUAAUCCACUUCGGCAACCCCUCCUCAAAUACCCCAGCCUCACUCGUCCCAGCUUUAGCGCCGCGAUUCCACCACAUGACGUUGUUCACCGCGUCCGGAAUACUGGCCCUCCCCCGUUUUCGCGACCCCACUGUCUCUUGCCUGUACGUCAUGCUGCCGCAGAGGCCGAGUUCGAGAACAUGCUUUAGAUGGGUAUCAUCCGUUAAUCUGAAACCCCGUGUGCCUCGCCCUUUCCCAAAGGCCGCCACUGGUAACUGGUGGCACUGCGGUGAUCACAGGGCCCUGACCAACGUCACCGUUCCGGACCGCUACCCUGUUUGACAUUUUCGAAAUUCUCCCACUGCCCUAGUCGGCAAAUCUGUGUUCUUGAAGGCUGACCUGGUCCGUGCCUUCCAGCAGAUUCCCAUCGCCCCGUGGGACGUUUCGAAGAUGGCUGUCACCACUCCCAUUGGCCUCUUUGAGCUCCUGCGCAUUCGUUCGGACUCCGCAACGUCCCCCAGACCUUCCAGAGGUUCGUAGAGAGGGUGCUUCGAGGCCUGUCGUUUGUCUACGCCUAGACAGACGACCUGUUGGUAGCCAGUUUCACCGCGUUGUUCUCAGCUCGCCCAAGCGCGUCUUUGGUGUUUCUUCUCUCGAAUUUCUCGGACAUCUGGUUGACUCCAAGGGCAUCCAUUGUCUUUCAUCGAAGGUUGUGACCAUUCGUGAUGUCCCACCUCCCUCUUCCAAGCGCCAGCUGCAGUGA
This is a messenger RNA of Spirometra erinaceieuropaei, 4067 nucleotides long. The record is from the annotation of a GenBank genome assembly. NCBI's taxonomy places the organism in Eukaryota, Metazoa, Platyhelminthes, Cestoda, Diphyllobothriidea, Diphyllobothriidae.